This is a messenger RNA of Formica exsecta, 463 nucleotides long. RefSeq names its product juvenile hormone acid O-methyltransferase-like. Bases 92 to 451 code for a protein of 119 amino acids. Lineage: Eukaryota; Metazoa; Arthropoda; Insecta; Hymenoptera; Formicidae. The transcript is spliced from 2 exons. The record is from RefSeq and is a predicted model, not a curated record.
AUAGCAGAGUAUAUAAGGCUGCCUCUUGAAAUAAUCUUGAAGUACGCAACUACGCGAAACAUAGAAGAGACGCACAAUCAAAUUUGUGAAAAUGAUACAGCCGAAAGGAUACGUUUCUUCUAACAAGUUACAAAAAUGCAACGUAUUAAAUUUAAUAGAUGAGUUUGAACAAGAAUUAACACAAAUGUCUGGAAAAUGUAUGGACGUCGGUUGUGGUCCCGGAGAUAUAACGAAAUAUAUCCUUUUGCCAGCUUUAAAUCCAAAUGCGGUAAUAAUAAGUACCGAUAUUUCGGAAGGUGCUAUCGAAUUUGCGAAGAAAACAUACAGUAACGAAAGACUCAGAUUUGAAGUAUUAGAUAUCCAAACUAGAAGUUUGCCUGAAAAAUAUAUUUCUGGAUUUGAUUAUAUAUUUUCCUUUCACGCUUUAAAUUGGUGUUAUGACAUUCGGUAAGUCAAAAUUCUU